Messenger RNA from Lactuca virosa, 471 nucleotides. Lineage: Eukaryota; Viridiplantae; Streptophyta; Magnoliopsida; Asterales; Asteraceae. The record is from the annotation of a GenBank genome assembly.
AUGCUUGCAGAAUAUGCAAGCAUGUUGAAGAUUACUGAAAAGAGUGAUGUUUUUAGCUAUGGUGUGGUGUUGUUAGAGAUCAUAACCGGAAAAAAACCGGUUGACGAGUCGUUUUCUGAAGGUCAACAUGUUAUCCAAUGGGUUCGUGAUCACCUCAAAAGCAAGAAAGAUCCAGUAAACAUUAUAGACAAAAAACUACACGGAAAUCCUGACUCUCAAAUACAGGAAAUGUUACAAGCCUUAGGAAUAGCGCUCUUGUGUACAAGCAACCGUCCUGAAGACCGGCCAACAAUGAAAGAUGUGGUUGCAUUAUUGCGGGAAAUCAGACAUGAGCCAACAAUAACCCAUAAAGAGACCAAUAAGCCACGACAAGAUUUAGGUGUUUCGAGCUUGUAUUCGUCAUCUUCGGUAACCCCAGCUCAGUUGUUGAUUCAGGGUUCAUCGAAUUGCUCCCUUGCUUACUCGUCUUAA